Molecule: messenger RNA, 2342 nt
Organism: Capsicum annuum
Lineage: Eukaryota; Viridiplantae; Streptophyta; Magnoliopsida; Solanales; Solanaceae
Product: heat shock cognate 70 kDa protein 1
Exons: 2
Coding region: 264-2210 (648 amino acids)
Biological process (GO): protein refolding; cellular response to unfolded protein
Cellular component (GO): cytoplasm
Molecular function (GO): ATP binding; misfolded protein binding; ATP hydrolysis activity
Source: RefSeq, a predicted model, not a curated record
CCAUAAAACUCGUUCAAAUUAUUCCCUCAUUGGUCAGAUUUGAAAAUAAACGAACAUUCUAGAACCACAACACCCACGAGAAAACGCCUAACCCAAAACCAUAUAGAUGUAUAUAUAUACCCCUCCUCUUCCUUGCUAUUUUCACAUCUCAUUACUCUUCUUUCUUCCUUCACAAAACAAAUCUCAAUUCUGCUCUCCUUCUUGUGUUUUCUCUCUUCUCAGAUCUAAUAAUAAUAUACAAAGUAGUUGUCUAAAGCAAUAGAAUGGCUGGAAAAGGGGAAGGGCCGGCGAUCGGAAUUGAUCUAGGGACUACAUACUCUUGUGUUGGUGUUUGGCAACAUGAUCGUGUCGAGAUUAUUGCUAAUGAUCAAGGAAACAGGACGACGCCGUCUUAUGUUGGAUUUACUGACAGUGAACGACUCAUUGGUGAUGCUGCAAAGAAUCAGGUCGCCAUGAAUCCGAUCAACACUGUUUUCGAUGCAAAGCGGCUUAUUGGUAGGAGGUUCAGUGAUGCAUCUGUAAAGGAAGACAUGAAAUUGUGGCCUUUUAAGGUUGUUGCUGGACCUGGUGAUAAGCCAAUGAUUGUUGUAAACUACAAGGGUGAAGAGAAGCAGUUUGCUGCUGAAGAAAUCUCUUCUAUGGUGCUGACAAAGAUGAAGGAGAUUGCAGAGGCCUUCCUUGGUUCUACUGUGAAAAAUGCUGUGGUGACUGUGCCAGCCUACUUCAAUGACUCACAACGUCAGGCUACAAAGGAUGCUGGGGUUAUUUCUGGACUAAAUGUCUUGCGUAUUAUUAAUGAACCUACAGCUGCUGCCAUUGCCUAUGGAUUGGACAAAAAGGCUACUAGUGUAGGUGAGAAGAACGUGCUUAUAUUCGAUCUUGGUGGUGGUACUUUUGAUGUAUCCCUCCUCACUAUCGAAGAGGGUAUCUUUGAGGUGAAAGCCACAGCAGGAGACACUCACCUUGGAGGUGAGGAUUUUGAUAACAGAAUGGUGAACCACUUUGUCCAGGAAUUCAAGAGAAAGCACAAGAAGGAUAUUAGUGGUAAUCCCAGAGCUCUAAGAAGAUUAAGGACAGCUUGUGAGAGGGCUAAGAGAACUCUUUCUUCCACUGCUCAGACAACAAUUGAAAUUGAUUCUUUGUAUGAGGGAGUUGACUUCUAUUCUACCAUUACCCGUGCCAGAUUUGAGGAGUUGAACAUGGAUCUCUUCAGGAAGUGUAUGGAACCCGUUGAGAAAUGUUUAAGGGAUGCUAAGAUGGACAAGAGCAGCGUUCAUGAUGUUGUUCUUGUAGGUGGAUCAACUAGAAUUCCCAAGGUGCAGCAGCUGUUGCAAGACUUCUUCAACGGCAAGGAGCUCUGCAAGAGCAUCAACCCAGAUGAGGCUGUUGCCUAUGGUGCUGCUGUGCAAGCUGCCAUUCUCAGUGGAGAAGGUAACGAGAAGGUCCAAGACUUGCUGCUUUUGGAUGUUACCCCUCUUUCUCUUGGGUUAGAAACUGCAGGAGGUGUGAUGACUGUACUGAUUCCAAGGAACACCACAAUCCCUACCAAGAAAGAGCAGGUAUUCUCCACCUACUCCGACAACCAACCCGGUGUAUUGAUUCAGGUGUUCGAGGGUGAGAGAGCAAGAACUAGAGACAACAAUUUGUUGGGUAAAUUUGAGCUUUCUGGUAUUCCCCCUGCUCCUCGAGGGGUGCCCCAGAUCACGGUUUGCUUUGACAUUGAUGCAAAUGGUAUCUUGAACGUCUCUGCUGAGGACAAGACCACUGGACAGAAGAACAAGAUCACAAUUACCAAUGACAAGGGUAGGUUGUCAAAGGAAGAAAUUGAGAAGAUGGUCCAGGAUGCGGAGAAAUACAAGGCCGAGGAUGAAGAACUCAAGAAGAAGGUGGAGGCCAAAAAUUCUCUGGAGAACUACGCCUACAACAUGAGGAACACAGUGAAGGACGAGAAAAUUGGCUCUAAGCUUAGCCCGGAUGACAAGAAAAAGAUCGAGGAUGCUAUUGAUCAAGCGAUUUCAUGGCUAGAUAGCAACCAGCUUGCAGAAGUCGAUGAGUUCGAGGACAAGAUGAAGGAGCUUGAGGGCAUCUGUAAUCCCAUCAUAGCAAAGAUGUACCAGGGUGCUGGUGGUGAGGCAGGUGUGCCUAUGGAUGAUGAUGCUCCACCAGCUGGUGGUAGCAGUGCUGGACCUAAGAUUGAGGAGGUUGAUUAAGUGGUCGAUUAGCAGAGUUUAGUAGAUUACUUGGAAUUGGUUCUUAUUUUUCAAGUUUUAUGUUUUGAAUUUUAUUUAGGUAUUUUCCAUUAUUCUUGGUGUUUUUAAAUACCGAUUUUAAGUUGGCGGCAA